Molecule: messenger RNA, 924 nt
Organism: Macroventuria anomochaeta
Lineage: Eukaryota; Fungi; Ascomycota; Dothideomycetes; Pleosporales; Didymellaceae
Product: L-lactate dehydrogenase
Exons: 2
Coding region: 1-924 (307 amino acids)
Biological process (GO): carboxylic acid metabolic process
Cellular component (GO): cytoplasm
Molecular function (GO): L-lactate dehydrogenase (NAD+) activity
Source: RefSeq, a predicted model, not a curated record
AUGUCCGAUCCUAAGCUCACCUCUUCAAUCGCCAUCGUCGGCGCUGGCGACGUCGGCGCUACGAUUGCUUACUCGCUCAUCAUGAACCCUGUCGCCGGCGAUAUCUUGAUGAUCGAUCCUAAGGAAGAGGUCAGAGAUGCACAAGUCCAAGAUCUGUCAGACGCUACAUUCCACGGCAACACAAGCACGCGCGUGCGAGCAGGAACACACAAGGAAGCCGGUCAAUGCGACAUCAUUGUCUUCACCGCGGGCGCAAAACAGAAGAAAGGCGAAUCCCGCACCGACCUAAUCGGCCGCAACAAAUCCAUCCUCAAAUCCGCUGUCUCAGACAUGCAGCCCUUCGCAGACCACACCAUCCUCCUCCUCGUCGCCAACCCCGUCGACGUAAUUACCUACUUUGCGCAAGAAUACUCCAACCUCCCCAAAUCCCAGGUUAUCGGCUCCGGCACCUUCCUCGACAGCGCGCGCCUGCGCGGGGUACUGGCUGCCAAAGCCGAAGUAGCCGCGUCAAGUAUUGAUGCGUACGUGCUUGGCGAGCACGGCGAAAGCCAGUUUGUCGCGUGGAGUGCGGCGAGUAUUGGUGGUGUGCCGCUUGAGCAGGCGCUUCUGCCCGGCACCAAACUCGACAGAGAUGGCAUUGCGGAAGACACGAAGAACAAAGCGACGAACAUCAUUGAGAACAAGGGCGCGACGAACUACGGCAUCGGUGGUGUGGCGGCGAGUAUUUGCAAGAGUAUCUUGUUUGAUCAGAGGAACAUCAGACCGGUCAGUCAUUAUCAGGAGGAUUUGGGCGUGUGUUUGAGUAUACCGGCGGUUAUUGGUCGGAAGGGACUGGUGAGGACGAUUGAGAUGGGAUUGAAUGAGGAGGAGAAGGGGAAGCUAAAGAAGAGCGCAGAGGCGCUGAAGGGGAUCAUCGAUGCAUGA